Messenger RNA from Ophidiomyces ophidiicola, 4740 nucleotides. RefSeq lists its product as uncharacterized. NCBI's taxonomy places the organism in Eukaryota, Fungi, Ascomycota, Eurotiomycetes, Onygenales, Onygenaceae. The record is from RefSeq and is a predicted model, not a curated record. Bases 1 to 4740 code for a protein of 1579 amino acids. Gene Ontology annotation, cellular component: cytoplasm. The transcript has 2 exons. Gene Ontology annotation, biological process: secondary metabolite biosynthetic process; amino acid activation for nonribosomal peptide biosynthetic process. Gene Ontology annotation, molecular function: phosphopantetheine binding; catalytic activity.
AUGGCUGAAGGCACCCGUGCCUGGUUAAUCAACCAAACCUCUUGGGUACUGGAUAUUCCAGCAUCAGAUAUUAAAUUAGACCAUAAAUUCACAGAACUUGGUGGAAAUUCUUUAUCAGCAGUGAGAUUAAAAACCGUCUGCCAGCAGGCGAACGUCCGUCUUUCAGUCGAAUCUAUCUUAGGCAGUCGAGACGUCGAAACAAUUUUGAAUUGUGCUGUCUUUGCCGAAGAUAAUGAGCAGCCGGAGUCGCCUCCAUGUCAAUCUUCAGAAUCGAGAAACGUGAACGGGAGCACGAAGAAGUCAAUGCAGCACCUCAACGGUAUGACAUCAGACGGUGAUGCGCUGAAUGCCUUUGUUACCCAAGGCUCCAAUACGCAAACCAUCGAGGGUGAAAUUGGUACAUCGAUGACAGAGAUGCAGUUAGCACUGAUCCAUGGAACAAAAAAGGACCCUGUUCGAAAUAUUAUUAACUAUUUCGAAACAUAUCCAACAGAUCGGCUUGAAACAAUUCGUACUGCCUGGAAAACGAUUGUCGCCAUGGAGCCCAUUUUCAGAACGAAGUUUGACCUACGGGAUGGAGGCAAAUUAAUCGAGCAGCAAGAAGCUCCAUUUCUCUGGACAGAGAAAAUUGUUAUAAAUCGGGAGCAGUACCAGGAAGAAUUAAAUAAGAAUAGCUUAUCGCUGUUCAAAGAGCCACACAACGACGAAUGCGAUCUAUUGAUUGGGAACUGUUUCGAUGUCAUCACGCUUUGCGAUAAAGAAUCUGAAAACAGCAUUAGUACCAUUAUUUGGCGUAUACACCACGCACUUAUUGAUGGGUAUUCAGCAAUGCUCGUCCUCCGAAAAGUACGGCAAGUAGCUGCUGGAAUGCAAGUCGAACCAAGCCCUUCCUUUGUGUCCUUAGCUACAAAGUUGCGGGAGCUGCAAAAUUCGUCAAGGGCGGCUGCACAGGACUUCUGGCAAGAACAACAUGAAAAAUAUUCAUCCGCAAACGGCGAAUUGCUGUUGUCAUCCCCAAAGCAUGCGAGUAGCAAUAUCACGGACACGGUUAGUUUCCGUAUGCCGGUUGAUGUUCCCUCGCUCGCACAGAAAUGCGGAGUAACACUUGCGACUGUGUGCUAUGCAGCAUGGGCACUGGUCCUAGCACUGUAUACUGACUCCGAUACGGUCCUCUUUGGUGCUGUUCUCUCUGGACGCAACCUUCCCCUUCCAAAUGUCGAGACAACAGUUGGUCCAUUAGUGAAUACCUUGCCCAUAUACAUCAAAAUCGAUUCUAAUUCAUCGGUAAAACAGUUUUUGCAGCACAUAUUUAAAAAGAUGUUGAAGCUUGCAUCCUUUCAGUGGUCACUGCCUGAACAUGGCUACACAAGGCAAUUUUCAUCAGCAUUGAGCAUACAGUUCGACCUGUCCGACUUGCAGGGAGAAGCUGGGGAAUCCAUAGCAGCUCCAAUCGAAAAACCAUACUCCCUUUCACAUACAGAUAUCCCUCUUGGAAUUUUCAUUGAGCCUGACGAGACGGUUCGGAUGGAGUACGAUAGUGCUAUUUUCCAUCGGAGUGAUAUGCAGACGCUCUGUGAUCAAUAUCGAAAUGCAUUUUCGACUCUCCUCAAUGCCAGCGCUCAAGUGAGUGAAUGUCAAGACAAAGUUCUCACUGUUGAGAGCCAUCAGAUGUUGAGGACCUUAGGGAAUUGUAUUUCAGAUCAAACGACCAUACCAUCAGUUGUCGAGGAUCUAACUAGUCUUUUCUGCCAAACCGCCGCUAAAUACCCAGACCAUAUUGCGGUCGAAAAAGGGGACGACCAAGUUACAUAUUCACAGCUCAUGACGGCAGCAAGUAGCAUUGCUGAGGGUCUGGAAGCAUUCAUCCAGCGUGGGGAUGUUGUCUGCAUUCAUGCGGAUCGUUCACUCGAGUGGAUUUAUGGAAUAUAUGGUAUCUUAAUGGCGGGAGGUAUAUACUGUCCAAUUGACGCUGCUCUUCCCCAGCCUCUUCGAAACAGCCAGUAUCAGUCAGCGGAAGCAAAAGUUUUUCUUGUUCCUUAUGAAUGGCAGAAAACUUCCCAGCCUUUAAGCUGCGAUACUGUUUUGGUUUUGGAGGAAAUAAUACGCAAAGUCCAAGGCUCAAUAGUGGCACAACCUGAUCCCAACCCCCUUGCGAGUGCUUACAUUUGUUUCACAUCCGGGUCCACAGGAAAGCCCAAAGGGGUAUUAUGCACACAUUCUGGUCUUGUGGCAUUCCAAAGGGAUAAAGAAGUGCGCCUUAUGAGUGAACCGGGCUGUAAGAUAGCACAAACAAUGUCCGCUGCUUUUGAUGGUAGCAUUCAUGAGAUCUUCUCAGCCCUCAGCUACGGUGCAACACUAGUUUUACCACACGGCCAAGAUCCUUUUGCACAUUUGUCCAAGGUAAAUGUUGCUCUCUUCACGCCUUCGGUUGCAAAAGUUUUAGAUCCAACAAAUUUUCCAUUGCUUAACACGGUAUAUCUAGUCGGAGAGCCUGUUCCCCAGGAAGUAAAUGACCGUUGGGCAUCGCAAAAGAUACUAUACAACAUGUACGGUCCCACUGAGGGGACUGGUGGCGCUACUAUCGGACGACUAUUACCAGGAAAGGCGGUAACCAUCGGCCGUCCUAAUCCGUCCACAAGAGUGUACAUCAUGGACCGGAAUAUGUGUCUUGUGCCUCCAGGAAUGAGGGGUGAAAUUUGUUUAGCUGGCGUGCAGGUUGCACGGGGAUAUAUGAACCUGACUGCAGAAACAAGUGAGAGGUUUUGCCCAGACUUAGUGCGCAAGGAAUUGGGAGAAAUGAUAUAUCGCACUGGUGACCAAGGAUACUGGGACGUUGAGACUGGAGAAAUAGUAUGCUUGGGUCGUCGAGAUCGGCAGAUUAAACUUUGUGGAUUUCGACUCGAUCUAAACGAUCUAGAAGUCAGAAUGUUAAAGGCUGCCCCUGCGGUAAAGGCUGUAGCCAUCGCUCGCAAAAAUGAUUUUCUUGUGGCUAUGGUGACGCCUGGUUCAGUCAACAUAGCAAAUUUUAUUUCGGAAAUCCGAAACGCCGUGCCAAUCCACGCUCUGCCAAAACAUGUCUUUUCUGCUGAUGAGUUCCCCAUGACGAUGGCAGGCAAACUUGAUUAUAAUGCAAUAGCAAAUUAUACACCGAAUAGUUCUUCCGCCAGCUCUCCAGAACAGCGCCCAUUGCUGCCUAUCCAAAAUAAGGUGGCGCAACUAUGGCGCCUAAUUCUCGGGUUGGAUCCAAAAACGCCAAUCAACAAUGACUCUGAUUUUCUUGACCUGGGGGGUCACUCUGUGUUGCAGCUGCAUCUAGCAACAAAGCUCAACGAGGAGUUCCAGUGUCGAAUCCCAUUCAAGAUUGUGGUGGAAUCCUCGACACUUCAUAGUAUGGCCGACAGUAUCGAUCAAUUAUUACUGCAAAAUUCCCUGAAGGAACAAGUGGCGAAGACUUCCCAUGGACAAGUAAACGAGCAUGAUCUGGCGCCUAUUGAGAUGGAAUGGUGGCAAAAAUACCAUCUUGACGAAGGAUCUUCAUCCUUUAAUGUAUGUUUUGCCGCGAAAUUUAACCCAUCAAAAGUCGACCAGGUCCUUCUCGCAGCCGCUUGGAAUAUGGUUAUGGCCAGGCAUCGAAUACUGCGAUCAAGGUAUGUUAGAAAAGGUCGAAGAUCUGGUGUUUAUAGAAAAUAUGCCGAUUCUCCGCCACAAGUGCAGAGGCUAAGCCGGCUGGAUAUAUGGAAAGAAGUCAACCGCCCUUUCAACUUGAGCCAAAAUGAUCCGAUUAGGGUUAUAAUUUCGAAAGAUACGUUUCUUGUCGUCGUCAGCCAUAUCGUUUGCGAUCUCACAACACUCGAAUUGUUGCACAAUGAAGUCGUUGCACUUUAUCGAGGAAAGCCGCUAAAGAGAGCGUGUCACAACUACAUGGAAGUCACUUUAUGGAAUAAUAUGGCAGCAGUCUGCGAUUUUGAUUUCUGGACACGGUAUAUGGCGGAUGCGCCCUCCACAAAGACAUCCUUCGAGGUCGGAGUAGAGCGGCUUAACUAUCGGGGUUCUUCAAGGCUAUAUAGAAUUCCCCCAUCAACUUUCGGCUCAAUGCUUGACAUUGUGGCAUCACAACGUUUGACACUUCACCAACUCGCGCUGGCCGCGAUAGCUUUAGCUAUGCAACUGGACCAAGAGCAAAUUGAUAUUGUUCUUGGUGGUCCCCAUCUGAAUCGUAAGACUUCAGAAGCGCAAAAAACUGUCGGUUUAUUUCUUGAACCGCUACCCAUUCGAGUUAAAAGCAGCGCCCUCCAAUCGACAUCAACAGAGCAGUAUUUGCAAGAUGUCAAGUGCUACAGCCAGCAGGCGUUGGGACGUGCGGUUCCAUGGGACCAGCUUCUGCGACAUCUAGGAAUCGUACCAGACUUUCCCAAUCACCCAUUAUUUGAUAUCAUGGUGACAUUCCAUGAUAACCGGCUAAAGGACUUCCUACCACUUCCAGGCUUCCAGCCAUUGAAUCUGUGGGCAGAGGGGUCAAAAUUCAAACUAAUGUUUGAAUUCGUUGCUGUCACAAACGAAGACUUGACUGUGCGAAUUGAGCAUGACGAGUACUGUUACCCAGUCGCUGUUGUUGAGAAGAUAUCGAUGUUAGUGCUUGAAGCUCUUCGCUUGUUGUCUCAUGGAGGAAGCUUGCACGCGGGGCGAGAACAGCUCAGAAGGUGGGCGGAUGGCAUUCAGAUGACUCGAUCAAGAUUUUAG